Molecule: messenger RNA, 3385 nt
Organism: Psammomys obesus (fat sand rat)
Lineage: Eukaryota; Metazoa; Chordata; Mammalia; Rodentia; Muridae
Gene: Ptp4a2
Product: protein tyrosine phosphatase 4A2
Exons: 6
Coding region: 721-1224 (167 amino acids)
Biological process (GO): protein dephosphorylation; positive regulation of cell migration
Cellular component (GO): nucleus
Molecular function (GO): protein tyrosine phosphatase activity
Source: RefSeq, a predicted model, not a curated record
GUCGCCGCCGCCGCCGCCGCUCCCGCCGCCGCCGCCGCCGCCGAGGUGACUGAGGAGAGAGGCGCCUCCUCGCUCCCGCCUCCGCCGGCCUUCAAUGCCCAGUCCUCAGCUCGCCAGCGUUUUUCGUUGGAAUAUACGUUGCACAUUUAUGGCGAUUCUGAGUGUGAGGGCAGACUUCUGCCAGGCUCAGCACAGCGUUUUUGCUGACAAGUGAGCUUGUGGGUUAUAUGUGCCAUAAUUAACAUUGCCUUGAAGACUCUGGACACCGAAACUGGCCUCAGAAGUAGUAGGCUUUUUUUUUUUUAAUUGCAAGCAUAUUUCUUUUAAUGACUCCAGUAAAAUUAAGCAUCAAGUAAACAAAAGUGGAAAAUAACCUACACUUUUAACUUGUCUCACUAGUGCCUAAAUGUAGUUUAAAGGCUGCUUAAAUUUUGUAUGUAGUUGGAUUUUUUUGGAAGCUGAAGGUAUCCAUCUGCAGACAUUGAGGCCCAAGUUGAAUUUGGAUUCAAGUGGAUUCUUAAUAUUCUGCCUGUGUUGAAGAGAGAAGCUUCAUAAGGAAUAAACAAGUUGAAUAGAGAAAAUAGAGAUCAAUAAUAGGCAUUUUAGUGGUCUUUUUAAUGUUUUCUGCUGCGAAACAUUUCAAGAUUUAUUGAUUUCCUCCUCCCUACCAUUUUCCCCACCACACUCACACACGCACGCUCACACUUUUGAUUUGCCACAAUGAACCGUCCAGCCCCUGUGGAGAUCUCUUAUGAGAACAUGCGUUUUCUGAUAACUCACAACCCCACCAAUGCUACUCUCAACAAGUUCACAGAGGAACUUAAGAAGUACGGAGUGACAACUUUGGUUCGAGUUUGUGACGCUACAUAUGAUAAAGCUCCAGUUGAAAAAGAAGGAAUCCAUGUUUUAGAUUGGCCGUUUGAUGAUGGAGCUCCACCCCCUAAUCAGAUAGUAGAUGAUUGGCUAAACCUGUUAAAAACCAAAUUUCGGGAAGAGCCAGGUUGCUGUGUUGCAGUGCAUUGUGUUGCAGGUUUGGGAAGGGCUCCUGUGCUAGUUGCACUUGCGUUGAUUGAAUGCGGAAUGAAGUAUGAAGAUGCUGUUCAGUUCAUAAGACAAAAAAGAAGGGGAGCAUUCAAUUCCAAACAGCUGCUUUACUUGGAGAAAUACCGACCUAAGAUGCGAUUACGCUUCAGAGAUACCAAUGGGCAUUGCUGUGUUCAGUAGAGUAGAGGAAGGCUGACUGGAUCGUGGCAUAGAGGGAACUCUUGGUACCUGGAAAUGUGAACCUGGAAUCUUACUGUGUCAUCAAAGUAGUAAUGGAUUCAGUACUCCUCAACUCCUAAUGAUUGAGAAGAAAGCAAGCGAUAAAGAAAUCCCUCUAUAACACGAAUAAAAUGUUUAAGAAAAGAAAAAAGAAAGGAAAAGGGAUUAAUUUAGUGAAAGAUGAUUAUGCUCCUAGUUUUGGAGUUUUGAUUUCUGCCAGGAUUGAAUUAUUUUAAAAUCUCCUGUGUUUUUUAAGCUUUUUCAAAAUAGAUGUCUGAGGAAAACCAGCAGAAUAUUAACCAGUGUGGAGCCAGUUGUCGGGGAGCACACUCUUCAUUAUGCUUGGCACGUAGGUCUCUUUGUGGCGGGAUUUGGGGGAGGUAGAUUUUUCUCAUGUCUCUUCCAGCCCCCUCCCAUCUCCUGAUACAUGUAGAUGGAAUAGGAAGAAGCCCUUGUUGCUGUAGGUGUGCGUGUGUCUGACAGCCUUAAGCCCACCUGGGCACCACCAACAAAAAAUAACCCCCACCCCCGAAAAAAAAAAAAGAAAGAAAGAAAGCAGUGGGACAUAUAUGAUUCAGGUGGUUUUUAGUCUAUUGAUGAUGGGUGUUCAUGUUAGUUUCUUUCCGCACAGCCCUGAUCUAACAUUAGAGUGUCAGAAGUAGCCAGGAGCCUUUCGUUUGGGUAAAUGGUGAGGAAAUGACAUUCUAAAGAGGCUGUUUGCUAUAAUUGAGUUGAGAGAAUCCUUUUUUUUUCCCCCCAACAGUGAAACAGUGGGCAUCCCAGAAACUAUUGAAAAGAUGUGUCCAGGAGAGUUAGUAUGUUUCUACAACUGUAGAACUGUAGGCUGUGGGUUUGCUAUCUAAAGAUGUCAUGGAAAAGCAGUAUCUUAAAAUUUUAAGACUGAUUUUAGAAAUAGUCAGAGAAGCAACAGAACACUCACAGUGUUACAGUCUUGAGAAAUGCAUGUGGUGGUGGUUUUCAAAUUACUCUUUGUACAGUUCAGUGUAACCACCUGACACCUUGUUAUUACUAGAUUGUUCUGAGAUUAAAAAAAGAAAGAAAAAAAAUCAUGGUCAGACCCAGCCUUACCUAGUGAGUGUGUGUCCCCGCUGUAACAGGGUGGAAGAGCAAUGGCAGGCAGCCCAGUGAGCAAGUAGCAAAGGGGGCUGCGGUGCUCCCGGCAUACAGUGGCGUUUUGUGGGCUCUGCUCAAUGUGUUGCUACAGAAAAGCUCUUUCCUUACUUGCAGAAGGCAGUUGAAUAGGCUGUGAUGACAAAGCAAGUAGAGGGGCAUCUCCUGGGACCCCCUCUUCACCUAAAUGUUUCAUACUUGACAGCCCCCUGUGCCCCAAGCCCUGAGUGCAGGCCUGCAGUCUGGUGAUGCACUGUGCAGAGCCAGACUUCCCAUUUUGUUAGUGUCAGCUAGGCCAGGAGGAUGGGUGAUGUCUCACUGAUGACACUUUACUGUCGCUGGAAUUGCUCUGAUUUUGACUAAAUGCAAAUAUGUAGAGUCCUUCCUGCCUUUUCCCAGAAAAUGAAAAAUAAUGCUUUUGACAUUGUGUCUAGAAUUUUAAAGUAAAAAUGGUGAAUCAGUCCAAAGUUAUCUUCAGAACAUGACAGUAGAUUGCUUUAACAUAGGUAUCUUACCCUUUAAGUUUAGAUUGGCUGUUGACUCCCAAGGGUUUUGAUCAAUACCAGCAAAACCUUUUCCACUUGACAUGCUAAGAAUUUUUUUUUUUUUUUGGGAGGGGGGUGCGUGUGUGCGCGUGCAUGUGAGCGUGUGAGCACAAGAGCUCCUGUGAGGGUAUGUGCAUGCAGGUGUCCAUCAGUAUCAGUGCCUGCCUGAGACAAUUGCAUUCCUAGUUCUCUGUGAGGAGAAGGGUAUAUAAAGCAACAUAAAACAGCCUCAUUUGUCUUAAAUAAGACUAAUGUUAAUUGUUCUCAGAACUGGACUUUUCCCCUCAAAAUUAAAACUUUUUUUUCUUUUGGAUUUAAUGAAGUAUUGCUAGCUGAAGCCAGUUUGACAUGUGAGAGAGAUGUCAGACUGAUGAAAGGUGUGCAGCUUGAUUUAAAACCAAACCCUGAACCCUUUUAAAGAACAAUAAAACAUAUUUUACAUGCUC